Molecule: messenger RNA, 7895 nt
Organism: Aphidius gifuensis
Lineage: Eukaryota; Metazoa; Arthropoda; Insecta; Hymenoptera; Braconidae
Gene: Lar
Product: tyrosine-protein phosphatase Lar
Exons: 19
Coding region: 344-6532 (2062 amino acids)
Biological process (GO): protein dephosphorylation
Molecular function (GO): protein tyrosine phosphatase activity; protein binding
Source: RefSeq, a predicted model, not a curated record
UCUUGACGAUACAAUUGUCGUUUCUGUCAGUUUAACUAACAAUCAUCUUUUUUAUAAUAUUUUUCAUGUGUUUUAUAAUAUUAAAUAAUCAAUAAUAAUGCAUAAAAAUGCGUGAAUUAACAGUGUUUAAUAAUUGUUUAUUAAUAUAAUCAAGUGACAACAAUUUAAUUGGCUUUUUUAAUUAUAACAAGAAAAGGAAAAAAAAGGAGCAGUAAAUUUUUCCACACAAAAAACAACCAUCAACUAUUGAAUUUUUUAUAGGUACAGUCAUAGAGCAAGAAAGGAAAGUCGUGUAAAAAAGUGCAGUGAAGGAAUCGCUGAGACGAGAAAGAGGGUGGUCAAUAUGACUCCUAUCUUCCUCGUCCUAUUGAUGGCGAUUGAUCCGAUGAUCGCACAAAGUCAUGUUGGUAACAUCAGUGAUACAAUGUUCAUCACGUACAUGACAAGUCCACCAGAAAUUUUAAUGCGACCUCAAUCGCAACAUGUUAAAGCUGGUGGUAUUGCUAGUUUUUACUGCAGAGCACAUGGAGCACCACCGCCCCAAAUACACUGGCGAAAAAAAGGAAAAAAAGUAUCUUCAGCACAAUCACGCUAUCAUAUGAAAACUUAUGAUGAUGGUGCCCUGCUGAGAAUCGAUCCAGUACGAGAUAAAAAAGAUGAUACGACUUGGGAAUGUGUUGCUGAAAAUGGGGUUGGUGAUGCAGUCACAGCUGAGGCUCAAUUGUCUGUCCAUGAACCGGAUAAUGUACCCGUUGGGUUUCCAGUUAUCACCCAAUCACCGACAACUAAAGUAGUUGAGAUGGGUCACAAUGCUGUUCUAUCGUGCACAGCAAUCGGCUCACCAACACCUGUUAUUUCUUGGAUUCGUAACAUGUUACCAAUCAACACUUCCAAUCCUCGAUACACUGUAUUAGAUUCUGGUGCCUUGCAAAUUGAUGCAUCUGAAGUUGAAGAUCAAGGCCAAUAUGAGUGCGUUGCUAAUAACACUGUUGGUACUGAAUAUUCGGGUGCAAUUCAACUCUAUGUUAGAGUGAGACGACUGCUUCCAACUUUUUCAAUCCGUCCACCACCAUCGAGUGAAGUUAUGAUGGGUGCUUCAUUAAAUUUAACCUGUGUAGCAGUUGGUGCACCAAUGCCCUAUGUUAAAUGGCGAAAAGAGCCUGCAACUGACAUGACGCCUGAUGAUAAACUUCCCAUAGGCAAGAAUGUACUCAUGCUUACUGACAUCAAAGAGUCUGCUAAUUACACAUGUAUUGCAGCAAGUGACUUGGGAGUUAUAGAAACUGUUUCUAUGGUUAAAGUCCAAUCUCUUCCUGGUGCACCUGAAAAUGUACAAGUUUCUGAGAUAACUGCAACAUCAGUUAAACUUACGUGGUCAUAUAAAAGACCAGAUGAGUUACAGUAUUAUGUUAUUCAACAUAAACCAAAACACGCAAAUCAAGCAUUUGCUGAAAUAUCUGGUAUAACGACAAUGUACUAUCAUGUCAGAAGUCUCAGUCCUUAUACAGAAUAUGAAUUAUAUGUUAUUGCUGUUAAUGCUAUUGGACGUGGUCCCCGGAGCCACCCUGUUGUUGUUACAACUGGUGAAACAACUGCAACAACAAAUGGAGGUUCCAGACCGGGCUCAGCACCUCGUAAUUUACAAGUACGACCACUCAGCUCAAGUACAAUGAUUAUUCAAUGGGAAGAACCGGAAACACCAAAUGGUCAAGUGACGGGUUACAAAGUAUAUUAUACAACUGAUUUAAAUCAACCAAUGGCAUUGUGGCAACAUCAAGUUGUAAAUAACAAUCAAUUGACCACAAUAUCAGAUUUAAUACCUCAUACAAUGUAUACAAUACGAGUUCAAGCAUUGACUAGUGUUGGUCCCGGGCCACUGAGUCAAGCAAAACAAAUAAAGACACAACAAGGGGUGCCAAGUCAGCCAGAAAAUCUUUCAGUGGUUGAAACUGGGGAAAGCUCAGUGACGCUCCAAUGGAGCAAACCCGCUCAUAGUGCUGAAAAUAUUCUCAGCUAUGAGCUUUAUUGGAAUGAUACUUAUGCCAAGGAAAAACAUCAUAGAAAACUACCAGUAACAACAAAUUAUACAUUGACAGGACUUUAUCCAAAUACAUUGUAUUAUGUUUGGCUAGCAGCAAGAAGUCAACGUGGUGAAGGAGCAACAACAAUACCCUAUGAAGUUCGCACCAAACAGUACGUACCUGGUGCACCACCUCGGAAUGUAAGCGGACGUGCAUUGAGUACAACAGCAAUUGAAGUAACAUGGGCACCACCAUCAAUUGAAAGUGCUAAUGGAAGGAUUGUAUACUACAAACUAAUGGUUGUUGAAACUGGACGAUCAGACUCAGAGGCUAGAGUUAUCAAGCUGAACGAUACCAAAUUUAUAUUGGAUGAACUUAAAAAAUGGACAGCAUAUAGAAUAUGGGUUGUUGCUGGGACCAGCGUAGGUGAUGGACCACCAAGUUAUCCAAUCAAUGUCAAAACUUAUGAGGACGAAGGCAAAAUGCCCGGAAAUCCUCAGGAUGUUACUGCAACAGCAAUUAAUUCAACGACAAUUAGAGUUAAAUGGAAGCCACCAAGAAUAAAUGAUCAAAAUGGUGUUAUACGAGGUUAUCAUGUUCAUAUUCAAGAAGUUAGAGAAGAAGGCAAAGAUUUACUCAACGAGCCAAUAAGACGUGAAGUACAAGAGGGUGAAGUAUUGUCAAUCGAUGUAACUGGUUUACAACCAGACACAAAAUAUCACGUACAAGUUGCAGCUGUAACUAGAAGAGGAGAUGGUGAUCGUUCAGCUCCUGUUCAUGUUAGAACUCCCGGAGGUGUACCAAAUAGACCUCAACUAAAUGUUAAGGUUAUUAAACAAGAUCCAAUAACAUUGGAAUUAGAAUGGGCAAAACCAAGUGAAUCUGCUGGAAAAUUAAUGGGAUAUUUAAUAAAACAUGGUGUUAAAAAUCAAACAUUAAAAGAAAAUUUUAUUGAUAAUCCAAAUGAAUAUACAUAUAGAAUUGAAGAAGUUGAAAGAGGUGUACAUUAUGAAUUUCAUGUUGCUGGAAAAAAUCAAAAUGGUAUUGGACAAGAAACAGUACGUUAUUGGGAAAGUCCAGAGGGUGAACCAACAGCACCACCAACAAAUUUAUCAUAUCAUUUUCAAACACCAGAUACAGUAUGUGUUACAUGGGAUAAACCAUUACGUCAUCAUCGUAAUGGUAAAAUAAUACGUUAUGAUGUUGAAUUUCAUAAAAAAAAUGAUCAUAGUACAAUUGAAGAAAGAAAUACAACACAAUUAAGAGCUGUAUUUACAAAUCUUGAAGAAGCAACUGAAUAUGUAUUUCAUGUUAGAGCACAUACAUCACGUGGUGCUGGUCCAUUUUCUGAAAAAAUAACAAUUAUUACAGAAAAAGAUAUUGGACGUGCACCAAUGUAUGUUAAAGCAAUUGCAACAUCAGAAUCAAAUGUUGAAGUAUGGUGGGAACCAGUACCAAAUCGUGAUAAAAUAAUUGGUUAUAAAAUUUUUUAUACAAUGACUGCUGUUGAGGAUCUUGAUGAAUGGAAACAAAAACUAAUUGGUUUAACUGAAUCAGCUGAUUUAGAAAAUCUUGAACGUGAUACUGAAUAUGCAAUUGCUGUUGCUGCUAGAUAUAAAGGACAUAGUCUUGGUAGAUUAAGUCAAAAAGUAACUGUUAAAGUUAAACCAGAAGAUGUACCACUUAAUUUACGUGCAUCUGAUACAUCAACACAUUCAAUGACAUUAUCAUGGACACCACCAAUAAGACUUAAUCCAAUAAGUUAUAAAAUAUCAUUUGAUGCUAUUAAAGAAUUUGUUGAUUCACAAGGUAUAACACAAACUGGUAAAAUAUUACCACGUACAUUACCAAUUGAAGCACAUUUAACAACAUCAACAAUUGAUGAUUUACAACCAUUUACAACAUAUAAUGUUAAUGUAAGUGCUGUAUCAGCUGAUAAUACAUAUAAACCACCAGCUAAAAUAACAGUUACAACUGAAAUGGCUGCACCAAAACCAAUGGUUAAACCAGAUUUUUAUGGUGUUGUUAAAGGUGAAGAAAUACAAGUUAUAUUACCACAAGCAUCCGAAGAAUAUGGACCAAUUGCAUAUUAUUAUUUAAUUGUUGUACCUGAAGAUCCAUCAACAGCAAAUAAAUCACCAGAUGAAUUUACCGAGGAUAUUAUAACAACAACAACGACAACAACAAUAAAUAAAGAAUCAUCAACAAUAUUAAAUCAACAACUACAACAACAGCAACAAGUAACUGAUAAAUCACCAUAUAUUGCUGCUAAAUUUUCACACAGAACAAUACCAUAUACAUUUCAAUUAGGUGGUGGUGAUAUUUAUGAAGGUUUUGAAAAUCGUAAAUUAAAACUUAAACUACGUUAUAGAAUAUUUGUACGUGCAAUUGUUGAUACACCUAAAAAACAUUUAUAUACAUCAUCACCAUUUUCUGAAUAUUUAUCACUUGAUAUGCGUGAAGUACCAGCUGGUGAUCCACCAAGUAGACCAAAUCCAAAUAAUCCAGUUGAUGGUAAUCCAGAAAUAUCUGUUACAAAUAGUGGACAAGAACCAGGUAUGGUAUGGGUUGUGGGACCAAUUAUUGCUGCUCUAAUGACAAGUGUAUUUCUUGUAUUAUUAUUUGUUAUUAAAAAACGUAGACAACCAUGUAAAACACCAGAUCAAACAGCUGUUACAAGACCAUUAAUGGCAGCAGAUAUAAGCUCAAGUCAUGCACCAUCUGAUCCAGUUGAAAUGAGAAGACUUAAUUUUCAAACACCUGGUAUGAUAUCACAUCCACCAAUACCAAUAAGUGAACUUGGUAAUCAUAUUGAACGUUUAAAAUCAAAUGAUAAUUUAAAAUUCAGUCAAGAAUAUGAAUCAAUUGAACCAGGACAACAAUUUACAUGGGAUCAUUCAAAUAUGGAAAUAAAUACAUCAAAAAAUCGUUAUGCAAAUGUUAUUGCAUAUGAUCAUUCACGUGUUAUAUUACAAACAAUUGAUGGUAUAUCUGGUUCUGAUUAUAUCAAUGCAAAUUAUUGUGAUGGUUAUAGAAAACAAAAUGCAUAUGUUGCAACACAAGGACCAUUACAAGAAACAUUUGCUGAUUUUUGGCGUAUGUGUUGGGAACUAAGAACAAGUACAAUUGUUAUGAUGACUAAACUUGAAGAAAGAACACGUAUUAAAUGUGAUCAAUAUUGGCCAACACGUGGAUCAGAAACAUAUGGACAAAUGACAAUAACAAUAAGUGAUGUACAAGAAUUAGCAACAUAUUCAAUAAGAACAUUUCAAGUAUGUAGAAAUGGUUAUUCUGAAAGACGUGAAAUAAAACAACUACAAUUUACAGCAUGGCCAGAUCAUGGUGUACCAGAACAUCCAGCACCAUUUUUACAAUUUUUACGUCGUGUUAAAACACUUAAUUUAAAUGAUUCUGGACCACUUGUUGUACAUUGUAGUGCUGGUGUUGGUAGAACUGGUUGUUUUAUUGUUAUUGAUUCAAUGCUUGAACGUAUUAAACAUGAAAAAAUGAUUGAUAUUUAUGGACAUGUAACAUGUUUACGUGCACAACGUAAUUAUAUGGUACAAACUGAAGAUCAAUAUAUAUUUAUACAUGAUGCAUUACUUGAAGCAGUUGUAUCUGGUAAUACAGAAAUACCAGCAAGAAAUUUACAUUCACAUAUACAAAAAUUAAUGCAAGCUGAACUUGAUAAUUUAACUGGUAUGGAACUUGAAUUUAAAAAAUUAUCAAAUAUUAAAAAUGAUUCAACACGUUUUAUAUCAGCAAAUUUACCAUGUAAUAAACAUAAAAAUCGUCUUGUACAUAUAUUACCAUAUGAAUGUACACGUGCAUGUUUACAACCACAACGUAAUAUUGAAGGUUCUGAUUAUAUAAAUGCAAGUCUCAUUGAUGGUUAUCGUUAUCGUACAGCAUAUAUUGCAACACAAGGACCACUUAAUGAUACAACUGAUGAUUUUUGGCGUAUGCUUUGGGAACAUAAUUCAACAAUUGUUGUUAUGUUAACAAAAUUAAAAGAAAUGGGACGUGAAAAAUGUCAUCAAUAUUGGCCAUCAGAUAGAUCAAUACGUUAUCAAUGUUUUGUUGUUGAUCCAAUUGCUGAAUAUAAUAUGCCACAAUAUAUAUUACGUGAAUUUAAAGUAACAGAUGCACGUGAUGGUGCUAGUCGUACUGUACGACAAUUUCAAUUUAUUGAUUGGCCAGAACAAGGUGUACCAAAAUCUGGUGAUGGUUUUAUUGAUUUUAUUGGACAAGUACAUAAAACAAAAGAACAAUUUGGCCAAGAUGGACCAAUAACAGUACAUUGUAGUGCUGGUGUUGGACGUACUGGUGUAUUUAUAACAUUAAGUAUUGUUUUAGAACGUAUGCAAUAUGAAGGAGUUGUUGAUAUAUUUCAAACUGUUAGAAUUUUACGUACACAACGUCCAGCAAUGGUACAAACUGAGGAUCAAUAUCAAUUUUGUUAUCGUGCUAGUUUAGAAUAUUUGGGUUCAUUUGAUCAUUAUGCCAACUGACAGACAAAUAUACGCGAGCCAAGUAAACAAUUGAGAAAAGAUGAUCGUGAACGUGAACGUCAUGGUAAAAAUAAUAAUCAACAUCAUCAUCAUCAUCGUGAUAAUAAUACUGGUGAAAGAGCUAAAGUACGAAGAGUAUAAUAAAAAAAUAUAUCAUGCUUUUCUCUUUUGUUUUGAUAUACUCGCUAUAACAACAACAAAUCAUUUAAAUUUUUACAUUCGUUAAAAUUAUUAUCAUUCUUUAACAACAUUAUUUUUUAAGUAUCAUUAUUGUAUAUUAUAAAUAAUUGUUAAUUAUUUAAAAAACAAAAAAAAACAUGUCUUUAGCAAAAUAAGACAAAUUAUUAUUUUAUUAUCAUUAUUAUAUUGUUUGAUACACAAUAUAUUAUGAAAAAGUUCAAAGUAUAUAUUUAAUUUCAUUAUGAAAUUUUCAUUUUUCCAAUCAACAUUCCAUUUUAUAUAUAUAGAAAAAAAAUUCAAUCAAUAUUUGUUUGUUUUUUUUUAUAAUAAAAUAGAUGACGAAAAAAUACGAGCCUUAAAAAUUAAGUUGAAUAUAUAAUGUUAUGAAAAUAUUAUAAAUCCAGUCCAAACUAUCGAAAUUAUAUUCGAAAUUAUAAUACAUAGAUAUUAUAGCAACAACAGACUCCUACCACCUAUGAUUUUUGUUCAAAAAAAAAAACAAUUUAUAUAAAUAUUUAUUAUAUAGAUAAAAAAAAAAAAAAACAUAUCUAAUUAUUACAAUCGAAAUUUCGAUACUUAAUUACAAUCUCCAUUGAGAAAAAAUUCAAUAAAAUAGAAAUACUGUAGCUGUGUUUUUAAAUGAGCAAAAAAAUAAUAACACAUUGUCAAAUCUUGCCCAGCUAAUCAUGUUCUUAUGACGUUUACAAAACAAUCAAUUUAAAAUAUUUUUUUAAUUAUUUUUUAUUGAUUUUAGAAAAUAUAUUAAUAAAAAAAAAAAAACAUAACAAUCACUGUAAUUUUUUGAGUGAUUUAAAAAUAAUAAGUAUUAACAGAAAAAUUUAAUUACAUAAAAAUAAAUCAGCAAUUCUAAAUGAUAAAAUUAUUAAAUUUUGGAAUUUAAAAAAAAAAUAAUAUAUAUAUCGCGUAAAUGAAUAAUUAUAUAAAAUUAUUAAUAAAAAAAACAAAAAAAAAAAAUAGAUGAUUUAAUUUUAAAAAAUGUCAUACUGCCAGUUUGAGCUUUAGUAAAAAAUUGAAAAAAAAUAAAAUAAAACAGUUAAAUGGAUUUUGACACACGGUUAUAUAUACUGCAUAAAAAAAAAUGUAUUAAAAAAUAAAUCCAUGUGUAGUAUUUUUAAGAAAAGAAAAAGAAAAAAAAAUAACUAAAAAAAAAUAAUGACUGAUU